Salvia splendens (bonfire salvia) is the source of this 2772-nucleotide messenger RNA. RefSeq names its product squamosa promoter-binding-like protein 7. Gene Ontology annotation, molecular function: DNA binding. The record is from RefSeq and is a predicted model, not a curated record. NCBI's taxonomy places the organism in Eukaryota, Viridiplantae, Streptophyta, Magnoliopsida, Lamiales, Lamiaceae. Bases 152 to 2413 code for a protein of 753 amino acids. The transcript is spliced from 10 exons. Gene Ontology annotation, cellular component: nucleus.
AAGAAAGAUAGAUUUGUCUGACAAUAACAAAGUCUCAAUCUGCAACCAAGUCCACCUUUAGAAUCAAAGAUAAAUCUCAAAAGAUCAACUCUAUCGCAAUCCCUCUGCGCCUCCGCCAAAUUCCUGCAUUCGCCGCCGCCGCCAACACGAAAUGGAGCACAGCUCGCCGCCGCCAAUACCUAAUGCAGUCGACCUGGCAUCCGCCGCCGCCGACGAUCCCACCCAAUCGGCCCUCUUCGACUGGUCUGAUUUCCUGGAUUUCGACAUCGACGAAGCCCUAAACACCUCCGCCGCCGCCAUAUCCGAACCCGGGUCGGGUCCGGAGCACGAACCGGAACCCGGAUUCGACUACAGCCAGCAGUCGGAGAGCCUGGGCCGGGUCAGGAAGCGCGACCCGAGGCUGCUUUGCCCCAAUUUUGUGGCGGGUGUAGUUCCGUGCGCGUGCCCUGAGCUGGACAAGAAAUUGGAGGAGGAGGAAGAGUCCGCUCUCCCUGGGAAGAAGCGGACCCGCGCGGUGCGGGCCACUGCCGGCCCGCUCCUCUGCCAGGUGCCGGGUUGCGAGGCCGACAUCAGUGAGCUCAAUGGGUACCACAAGCGCCACCGCGUCUGCCUCAAGUGCGCUCAUGCCGCCGUCGUGGUGAUCGAUGGAGAGAGCAAGAGGUACUGCCAGCAGUGUGGAAAGUUUCAUCUCUUGUCUAGUUUUGACGAGGGUAAACGUAGUUGCCGGAGAAAACUACAAAAACACAAUGACAGACGUCGAAGAAAAUCUAAUGAGUCUAAAGGAGGUACAGAUAAGGAACCUCAACUGGUUGUCUUGGUUGAUGAUGUCAAGGAAGAUGAUGAUGAUGAUGAUGGGGGAAAAUUAGAAAAACACAAUGAUAGAUGUCGAAGAAAAUCUAACGAGUCUAAAGGAGGGACAGAUAAGCAACCUCCACAGGUUGUCUUGGUUAAUGAUGUAAAGGAAGAUGAUGAUGGAGGAAAAGAAAAGGACAUAUUGUUGAAAUCAGAUGGACGUGUCUCGGAAGUAUCUUUGGGUUCAGAUUCCCAAGGUUCUCCGGGCGAGAAGGUUGCACCGUGUCAUGUCCCCAGUGAAAUUCGUGUCAAUGAGCAUAAACAUAGUCCAAACUCUAAACGCGCUCCUUCUUACAGUGACAAUUUGUCCCCUGUGUGUCCCACCGGUCGAAUCUCCUUCAAGCUGUAUGACUGGAACCCUGCUGAGUUUCCUCGACGGUUGCGACUGCAAAUAUUUGAAUGGUUGGCUAGCAUGCCUGUUGAGUUGGAGGGGUAUAUCCGUCCCGGUUGUACAAUAUUGACAGUUUUCAUAGCAAUGCCGAAUCCAAUGUGGCUUAAGUUAUUGGAUAAACCAGCUUCAUACAUAAAAGACCUCAUUGGCUCGCCUGGGAGCAUGCUAUCUGGAAAAGGGACAAUGCUCGUUUAUGUCAAUGACAUGAUUUUUCGUGUCACAAAAGAUGCACAUUCAGUAGUACCAGUCAGCAUAAAGGAUAAAUCUCCUAAGCUUCAUUAUAUCUACCCGACUUGCUUUGAGGCUGGCAGGCCGAUGGAGUUUGUAGCUUGUGGAAGUGACUUACUCCAACCUAAGUUCCGGUUUCUAGUUUCUUGUAAUGGACGGUACUUGGCGUACAAAAUUUGUGUCUCAUCUCUGUGCUGUAAGAAAGGUGAGAGCAACUAUUUUAACCAUCAACUGGUGAAGAUAUUUGUUCCUCAAACCGACAUGGAUCUCUCAGGGCCAGCGUUCAUCGAGGUUGAAAACCAAUCUGGUUUAUCAAACUUUGUUCCUAUACUUUUUGGUGAUAAAGAAACUUGCGAAGAAAUGGAGAUCUUGCAACGUAAGCUUGAUAACUCAACAUCCUCUCAAGAACAACCUGCAUCACAUCCAAGGCAUGCAUGCAGAGUCCUGGCUUCAAGACAGAGACAUUUCUCAGGGUUUCUCUUAGAUUUAGGAUGGUCGUUGAAGAAACCAGUGUUGGGGAAAUUGUUGACAUCUUCGGACGUGCAAAGAUUCGACUAUUUAUUGGACUUUCUGAUAGAGAAAGGGCCUUCUGCCAUUUUGCAGAGAGUAUUUCGUUCUUUGGAAUCUUCAAUAGAUAAAAAUGACGUUGGUGGUGUAUCUGGUUCCGAUAUGAGGUCAUUACUGGCCAAAAUGGAGAUUGUACAAGGUAUGCUUGAUCACAGACCACAGGAUAGUUGUUCUGCAGCCACAUCUGCAGUUGAUGGAAAUGGCGUUCGAGAAGCACCUGACGACAUUCCAUGGGGCAGAGAGGCGUCAUCACUAGAUGCCGUUGCUGCAACAGCUCCUCUCAUCAACAAAGAGGUGAUCAUGAAUGUCAACAUUCAUGAUUGGCCUAAAAAAUCACCAGGCCUCAUGUCCUCACGGAGACUUCUUACUUCAUGAACCCGCAUCAUGGCUGUGGCUGCCAUUUGCAUCUGUUUGGGAGUCUGUGUUGCCCUCUUCCAACCUCAAAGGGUCGACAAGAUCGCCACCACUAUCCGGAGGUGCCUGUUCGACAGCCCUGAAUAGUUGCGCUCUUUUCUCCUCUUUAGUCGAAUGUGCAGCACGUUGCACGGGGAUCUUGAUGGUGCAUUACUUGACAUAGCCUUGAAGAAAGUUGGGGGAGAUGAUUGUAAUUUUAGUUUUUUUGUGAACUUUCUCCUAGUAAGUUCUGUUGUGGGGUUUGUUAUUCAAAUUUCUUUUGGUGUAUGAUUAUUAACCUGAAAGAAUAAAAAUAAAUGGUUAUCGUCGUUGUCGUUUAA